Molecule: messenger RNA, 976 nt
Organism: Ceratina calcarata
Lineage: Eukaryota; Metazoa; Arthropoda; Insecta; Hymenoptera; Apidae
Product: aminopeptidase N-like
Exons: 3
Coding region: 373-909 (178 amino acids)
Biological process (GO): peptide catabolic process; proteolysis
Cellular component (GO): cytoplasm; membrane
Molecular function (GO): peptide binding; zinc ion binding; metalloaminopeptidase activity
Source: RefSeq, a predicted model, not a curated record
UGUUCUAAUUAUUUUCUUGAAAUUUGCAAUUUGGUUAAUAGGUUUAUAAUUUGUGUCAAUUUCGUUAGAAACGUAAUGGAUACGCUUACCAUUGUUGUAGAAGCAUACUGGUGUUGGUUUGCCUUGGAUAUAAACUGUGUGAAUUUCUGCUUGGCCUGGACUGAUAGGAUCUGGUGUAGGUUUCUGAAAGAAUACCGUGUUGUUAUCGAGUGUUAGCGUGUGCAUCUAUUACAAAAACCCGGGUACGCAGCAACGACUGAUUUCGAGCCGACUAACGCUCGACUAGCAUUCCCAUGUUGGGACGAGCCCGCCUACAAGGCGAAAUUCAACAUCCGGUUGACGCACAAUAAGACAUUCCAAGCGAUCUCUAAUAUGGACGAACUAGACAAACAAGUUGAACAAGAUGGCAUGAUAACCACUUCGUUCAAAAAAUCUCCACCAAUGUCUACUUACUUGGUAGCAUUCGUAGUAAGUGAUUAUCAACGUAAGGAAGAUAAAAGCAAAGACAUCACCUAUAGGGUGUGGACGAAGGCAAGGGCGAUAAAUCAGACUUCCUACGCUUUGAAAAUGGGUAUGAAGAUUCUAAAACAACUGGAUUUCUACACGAAUAUUUCAUAUCAGAAAUACAUGUCAGCAAAAAUUGAUCAAAUCACGCAGAAAGAUUUCUCAGCCGGCGCCAUGGAGAAUUGGGGACUCGUGAUUUAUAGAGAAGAUAGACUUCUAUACGACGAGAUUUUAAGCACAACCCGCACCAAGAUGAACGUACUCAAAGUCAUCGCUCACGAAUUCACUCAUCAAUGGUUCGGUGAUCUCGUCAGCCCGAAAUGGUGGAAAUACCUUUGGCUGAACGAGGGAUUCGCCACCUAUUUCGAACACUUCAUUGCUCACAAGGUAAAUACGAUACUCUAAUCCUUCUUAAAACAGACUUUGACCGUUAUGUUUUUUGACAUGGGAUUUAUAAGUGUUGGGACAGUGU